AUGACAUGUGGCACAGCUGGCAGCAGCUGUGAGAUCCAGCAGAGCGCCUCCUCCUUCUUCUGCAAGAACCUCUGCUUUGACUACUGUGCCUCGUGCACCCCACUCAAUGGUGAACAGCCAACUCCGCCACCCUUCUCCCCCUCGUCCCCUCUCACCUCCUCUCCCUCCCAGCCUCGCGCUCAUGAGUCCCCCGCCUCCUCCUCUGUCCUCUCUUCUUGCCUUCUCCUCACCACUCGCCCCUCCUCCCGCUCCCCCACCCUCCACCGGGUCGCCAACCUUCGCAAUACAUCCCACGUCUUCAGUCGCUCCCGCUGUCCACAGUUCCCCAUGUCCCUCGUGGCACAGGCAACGGAUGGGUGGAGUGACGCUACCAGGGUGGAGAAGCAGGGGUGGAGCAGUAGGAGCGGUGGGGGGCGGAGGUACAAGGCAGUGAGUCCAGUGGAUGCGCGGCAUGAGUGGUUCGUUAUGAGGCGCGGCAACGACGAGCUUUCCACAAGAUUUCAGAAAGAGGUGGCCACGCUUUGGUCCAUCCGCCAUACCAACCUGCAGCGACUCCUGCGGUAUUGCUGGGAGAAGCGUGGCACUGCCCUUGGCCGUCACUCGCCUGCUGCUGCUGUCGCUGCUGCUGCUGCUGGGGCUGCUGCUGCUGCUGCUGCUGGGGCUGCUGCUGCUGCUGCUGCUGCUGCUGCUGCUGCUGGUUGUGUACACUCACCCCUUCCCCCUGCCCCGCCACCCCACUCUCGCCAUGCCCAUCCCUCCCUUUAUGCCUGUGCAUCUUUGCUUGCUUGUUCCCCUCUGUAUGUUCCCUCUGUUCCUUAUGUCCCCUCUCCCCCUCUCUCCAUCUACUCCCCUCUGCCCCCCUCCUCCUCCCGCUAUGCAAAGGGCUGCGUGCCUCUGUCCAUGUGGCACUGCCUGGAUGUGACCACGGGUGUGCUGCGGGGGCUGAAGCACAUCCAGAGCCAUGGGGUCGUGCAUGGCCGCAUACACCCACGCAAAAUCCUGCUCGACACCGCCGUGCAAGUGCAGUGA
Messenger RNA from Closterium sp. Naga37s-1, 1029 nucleotides. The record is from the annotation of a GenBank genome assembly. NCBI's taxonomy places the organism in Eukaryota, Viridiplantae, Streptophyta, Zygnematophyceae, Desmidiales, Closteriaceae.